AUGGACGAAGAAUCUGCUUCUAAUAGUUCCGUCUUCAGAAACCUUGAAGGAGAAGAGAUGAUGGGAAAAUUAAUUCUAUUCGCAAUCGUAUCACUUUUCACAGCGAUUCUAUUCCUCCUCUUGCUUCAUCUCUACGCUAGGCUCUUCUGGUGGCGUGUGGAACAACAUUUCAACCUAAACCUAAUCCAAUCCGACGAUCCUGGCUCAACAGUCAUCGGCCGUAACCAUCAACGACAUCGUUUCAUCUUCGCUCAAGUUCAAGAAGAUCCUCCUCGCAACGCAGGUCUCGAUUCUUCUCUUCUCCAAUCGAUCCCUGUUGUCGUUUUCAAGUCACGAGACUUCAGCGACGGGCUAGAAUGCGCCGUUUGUCUCACCGAUCUCGUUGACGGCGAUAAAGCUAGGGUUUUGCCAAGGUGUAACCAUGGGUUUCAUGUUGAUUGCAUCGACAUGUGGUUUCAGUCUCAUUCCACUUGUCCUCUCUGUAGAAACACGGUUGGGUCUGUGGAAGAGACGACACGUGGAGGAAGUGAGGGUUUGUCUCAAAAUCAAAACUUUGAAUCUGGGCAUUCGAGUAAUCAACAUAAUCCAUCACAAGAUCAGAGCCCUGUUCUUGGGGUUUCGACAGAACCUCUGAGUUUUCCGACAAAUGUACUCGUUUGGGGUGAUCACAAUCAAGUUAGAAGUGCAGGUCUCAUAGUUACUGAAGAUCUUGGUUCUGGAAAUUCUGCGGAUUCUUCUAACGAUCAUCAACCUGAAUCCACUAGUUCAAAUAGUUGUAACAGAGCACAACAAGUAACGGCGAUUGUGGUGGAUAUUCCGGUGAAUCAAAGUGAGAGCUUAUCGGAGAGAAUAGAAGAAGAGGAACCUAAGUCACCGAUGUUCACGAGGUUAAGAUCACUUAAGAAGUUUUUGAGUAGAGAGAAGAAAGGUGUGGUUUGCAUUUCUGGUUCAAGCGAUACCAAUAACAACAAUGUUUGA
This is a messenger RNA of Eutrema salsugineum, 978 nucleotides long. Its product is annotated as RING-H2 finger protein ATL60. Lineage: Eukaryota; Viridiplantae; Streptophyta; Magnoliopsida; Brassicales; Brassicaceae. The record is from RefSeq and is a predicted model, not a curated record. Bases 1 to 978 code for a protein of 325 amino acids. The transcript has a single exon.